Molecule: messenger RNA, 1126 nt
Organism: Phycomyces blakesleeanus NRRL 1555(-)
Lineage: Eukaryota; Fungi; Mucoromycota; Mucoromycetes; Mucorales; Phycomycetaceae
Exons: 7
Coding region: 1-1002 (333 amino acids)
Source: RefSeq, a predicted model, not a curated record
AUGUCAGUCAGAAUGCAGCUUCCGUCUGGUGUAGUUGGGCCAGACGUACUCGAGAUAGUUUCUGAAGUCAUAUCCUUGACUUGUAUCACAGUCCUCGGUGUCGCAAUGGGCUCAAAAACGUAUGGAGAGCAGAUAAAGACAGUGAACUAUGGGCGAGUCCUGGUCAUUCUGUUGUAUUUCCUCUCCUGGGCAUUUGCAACCACAUCAGUAGUCCUGGUAUCUACGAACAACAAUAACAUGAUUUCUUGUACAUUGGCUAUGCUCACAUGCGAUAUCUUUUAUGCUGGCAGUAAAGUGGCAAUCUAUGCAUGGUUAGUAGAGAGAGUUCAUCUAGUAACAGCCGUAAAGACAACACGUCUCAAGACAUGUGAAUACAGAGUCCAUGUAUUACUGCUGUGUCCAUAUAUAAUCAUCUUUGCUCUUAUGCUUGCAUACAGAAAUAUCUAUCUUGAGCCAGAUGGUAAAUGUACCAUUGGAUUACAACCGGUUGCCAGUGUUCCAUUACUGUUAUUUAACCUUUAUUUGACCUGGCUGUUUAUGAGACCGUUGAUGAACGUUGGUCGUAAUUCGCGCAUGGACUGGCGAAGAUCGAGACUGUACAAACUGGCCCGUCGUACACUUGUAGCCUCUCUGGUAUCUCUCUUGGUGUCCUUUGCCAAUGUGUUGGUUGUUGUGAUUACUCAAGGUCAUGAAAGAGGACUAGUGUGUUUGACCAUGUGCACGGUUGAUGUAACUGUAAAUGUUGUUACAGUACAUUGGGUAACCACAUCUACUUCUCGUAAGAACAAGGAUCCUCGACAAAAGGCUGUCAAUAGGGCUGACAAUACAGCUACGGAAAUAAUGACCUUUGAUACUGGAGAGCCAGGAACAAAGUCUCAAAAGAUCAUCAAGAAUUCUUCACCCAUGCCACAUAUUGAUAGUCUUUCUUACGACAAUGACAGUGACAGUGGACGAUCGAUCCAGACAUCAAACACUAGUGCAAAACCCCUUCACCGAUACUGAUCUAUUAUAAAAGAUUAAAUAGAGAGAAAAGAAAAUCUAUAUAUGAAUAUAAUCAUGAUUGUGAUUUCUCUCUAUCUAUUGAUCUAUUGAUCUCUUUUCUAUAAUAAUUAUAUAUUUAAUUUAA